Protopterus annectens (West African lungfish) is the source of this 2537-nucleotide messenger RNA. RefSeq names its product alkaline ceramidase 3 (gene ACER3). Gene Ontology annotation, cellular component: endoplasmic reticulum membrane. The transcript has 11 exons. The coding region runs from base 284 to 1006 and encodes 240 amino acids. Gene Ontology annotation, biological process: phytosphingosine biosynthetic process; ceramide metabolic process. The record is from RefSeq and is a predicted model, not a curated record. NCBI's taxonomy places the organism in Eukaryota, Metazoa, Chordata, Ceratodontiformes, Protopteridae.
UAAAAGUAGCUAUAGGUACCAUGGUCUGAGAUAAUUUUGAUGAGAAACGCAAAUUGAUUUAGGUAUUUAGUAAGGCACAUACCAAAAGGAGCACAAUAUUCAAUGACUGAUUAAGAGAAUGGAUAAAGUGGGAUUAUAACUUAUUUGGUCCUUGAAGAGAUAUCAGAAAAGAUAAAUUCUGCAAGGCAGAAGGAUUAUCUCUCUGCUACAUACAUAUGGUGGUCAAAGGAAAGCCUGCUGAUCAACAACUGCAACAAGUCGACAAAAACUGCAUCAGAUGUAAAUGGAACACCUACAUCUACAUGGGAAUACAGUGAGUAACUUGAUUAUGAUUAUACCUCCACUCUAUGGUGCUGUUCAGACUGUAAAGGAAGGCCUUGAACUUCGUUACGUUGCUGCAUAUUUAGGUUUAACAGCAGUGGGAAUUGGUUCCUGGUGGUUCCAUAUGACAUUGCAGUAUGAGAUGCAGCUUUUAGAUGAACUGCCAAUGAUCUACAGCUGCUGUGUUUUCGUUUAUUGUUUGUAUGAAUGUUUCAAGCACAAGAACUCGGUCAAUUAUGUGCUGUUUUGCAUAUUGAUUCUAUUCAGUUUGGUAGUUACUACAGUUUACUUGAAAUGGAAAGAACCAGUAUUUCAUCAGGUUAUGUAUGGAGCACUUGUUACAUGCCUGGUUCUUCGAUCAGUAUAUGUUGUUACAUGGGUGUACCCAUGGCUGAGAUCUCUUGCGUAUACAUCACUAACAGUAUUUUUGAUAGGAUUUGCACUAUGGAAUAUAGACAACAUCUUCUGUGACACAUGGAGGGGCUUACGAAAUAGUAUGCCUCCUGUUCUAGGAGCUGUGACACAGUUUCAUGCUUGGUGGCAUAUACUUACAGGCCUUGGCUCCUACCUACAUAUCCUUUUCAGUUUGUAUACAAGGACUCUUUUUCUGAAAUAUAGACCAAGAGUAAAGUUUCUCUGUGGUAUUUGGCCUGUGAUUCUUGUGGAAUCUCCCAAGAAGAAGUAGUAAGGAACAACAUAUCAAUGAGUCUGUGAAAAGGAACAAAACAUCACUGCCCCACAACAGAGACCAGUGAAGACAUUCCAAUUCUUUUGCAUUGGAAAUUACAGCAGUUUGGAAAAUGUAUUGCAGGCCUCACUGCAUCAAAGAUACAGUUGGAAUUUCUCAUCAUGAUGCAUUUUACUAAUAACUGCCAAGCAGUCACAUUAACACAAAUUACUGAAGUGUGGGAUGGUGCCAGUCUUUUUCUUGUGGUGUUGGCUACAAAUUACCAGAUAGUUUUUGUAUGUGGGACAUCUGUGUGUCUAUUCUGAAUGAGGAUUUAAAGGGUCUGUUUUUAAGUGGGGAAUUAGUUGUGCUGGUCACAGAAAGUUAGCAGCUUCUGAAGCAGUAUGUUAUGUAUGUGUAUAUUUUGACAGGAAUAUUCUGUCUUGUCUGGUUUAUGAAUAGGCCUGCAACCAUUAGUAGCACAAUCACCAAAUAUAAUUUAGUGUGUCCAUUAACCAGUAUUUGUAUCAUGUUUGCAUAGGAUAUUAUACAAAGCUUUUUCUUACAUUUAAGUAGUAUAUUUUAACUGAGUAAAACUAUUAGAUUUAAUUCAGUAUGCUGACAAAAUUGUGCAGUCACACUGACAAUAUAUGUAUAAAACAGUAAAGAUUCCUGUGGCAUUCUCUGCAGCUUCACUCAGUGAAUUCCAGGCUGGAAAAUAAGACUGUAGUUUUGAACUAGCAUUGCUAGUGUUUCAAGAAAUGACUGUGUAAACUUUUUCUGGAAUACCUGGCUUAGAUAUCAUAUUCAUUCACUUUCAUUUGCCCUGUUUUACCUCGUUAGUAGUCAUGGGAAUACAUUGCCUUAUCCCAGCAAGCAGUGGACUGAAGAUGGAGUACUACUAAUCAGGAUGCCAGUCCAUUUUUGGUCACAACACGUCUCACAGACCUAUGGGCAGUUUAGAAGAUUGCAAUUCACGUAUCAACACGUAUUUGGUAUGGUAAAGGACAUUGGAGGCCCCAAUAAACCAUAUAGGCACAUUGAGGACAUCCACAGUUGGCAGAAAUGACACCCCAGCUGGAAAUUCAACUAGAGUGCUAAGCACUGUAAGGGUAGCAAUGCUAACUGCUGUACCACCGUGCCACUCAACUCAUUAUUUAGCUCUAUAAAAUAACUACACCUGGACAAACUGUAACAGAAAAACUGUAUCGUUACAUUUUGAGUGUUUUUCCAUCAUUUUCAUCUCACUUAAUUUGCUGCCAACACUAGCUGGCUAGUCUUUUUAUUUCAAAUUCUUGCAAGACUAAUGUAGGUGAUAAAUUUCAUGUUAUGCUGCUUAAACCUGCCUUAAUUCACAAAGGUGUAAGGAAACCCCUCUGUGGGUUUAAAAUGAGAAUGAGAUGAGAUGGUGGUCACUGUUGAUGUGACACUCACACCAUGUGCAAAACUGAAAAAGGUGGUGAUGGAUGAAUAAGAAUCUCUUCUGCAAGUUCUUGUGAUAAGAACUUUUAUUGUGAGGUUUAAUAAAGAGCCCCUUUAUAAUUAGGAA